AGGCAGCGGCUCGAGCCGUAUCUUCCUCUACCGCAGGUCACGUGGAGGUGGCGCGGUAGCCUCUGCUUCCAUCCCCCCACCCCCCUCGGCGGAGCCCGGCGCGGCUGCAGCAUGGUGGACACGGCCUCUCAGAUGCUGCUGGGCUCCGGCCUCACGGUGCUCUCGCAGCCGCUCAUGUACGUGAAGGUGCUCGUGCAGGUGGGAUAUGAACCCCUCCCUCCAACUCUGGGAAGAAAUAUCUUUGGGCGACAGGUCUAUCAGCUGCCUGGUCUCUUUGCUUAUGCUAAACACAUAAUGAAGAUUGAUGGAAGGGCUGGACUCUUCAAAGGUUUGACUCCUAGACUCUGCUCAGGAGCUAUUGGCACUAUAGUGCACAGUAAGGUUUUACAGCACUGCCAGGAAGCUGAUCAAGUUGAGGACCCAGGGAUCAGCCCCAAGGAAUCCUCGUCCUCCUUGGAGCAAGUUGUUAAGGAGACUUCUCAAGAGAUGAUUGCACGUUCUGCUGCUACCCUAGUCACCCACCCUUUUCAUGUGAUCACGUUGAGGUGUAUGGUGCAGUUCAUUGGCAGAGAGACCAAGUACAGUGGGGUGUUCAGCUCCUUUGUCACCAUUUACCGGGAAGAGGGCAUCUUGGGAUUUUUUGCGGGCCUUAUUCCCCGCCUGCUUGGGGACAUCCUGUCCUUGUGGCUCUGUAACAUGCUGGCCUACCUCAUCAAUACCUAUGCACUGGAGAAUGGGGUCUCCACCAUGACUGAGAUGAAAAGCUAUUCUCAGGCUGUCACUGGAUUCUUUGCCAGUAUGCUGACUUACCCCUUUGUACUCGUCUCAAACCUGAUGGCCAUUAAUAGUUGUGGGCUUGCUGGUGGCCUCCCUCCUUAUGCCCCAGCCUACUCGUCCUGGUUACACUGCUGGAGCCAGCUACAGGGGGAGGGUAACAUGAGCAGAGGGAACAGCCUGUUUUUCCGGAAGGUGCCUGCAGGGAAGCGGUAUGUGUGGGAAGAGAAGAGAUUUCACUGAGCCCUGGGCCUCUUGCGGCCGCUCCAGAUGCACAGAAUGAUGGCAGUGUGUUGAUUUCUAUACAGUUUUUUAAAAAAGAAAAAUAAUCAAAUUAAUCUUGGGCAAUGGACCUGGCUGUGAGCAUGACUUAAUGACAAGUGUGAUGGGGGGAGUUUCAUUUCUGUCUCUCAGAUCGGUGGAAGGCAGCAGGGGCAAGGAUGACAGGAAAGCUACCCCUGUCAGAGGAAGAAAAAAAAAGACGGCUUACACUGUUGGGAAUGUGGAGAGUUCUUUUCCUUUUCCCGAGAGCACUGAUGUCUGUGUUGAUGGGAAUGCUAUCUUUCUCCCCAGCUCCUACCUUCUGAUGGUACCAUCCCAGGACUACUGUGGGUUGCUGGGGGAAAGUGGACCAAUAUUUUUUUCCCUCCUGUCCCCAGACAGUACAGCUCUUAGCCUUCUCCCCUUCAAACAUUUUGUUAUAUUCAGGCAUGCAAAGAUUGCUGGCAAAUUGCUAGCCCUGCCUGGCUGUGCAGGGAGUUAGUUAAGCAUUAUGGAAGCUGUGGUGGGCAAAUCAAGCAUGUGUGCUGUCACCAAGCAGAUCUGGAGUGUGCCUCUAAAUUUCCUUGGCAACACUCUUGUGAUAGCCACCACGGAGAAUGUUGCUUGAAAUGGUUCCACACUGCCAUUGCAUGGUGGUGGGGGGGUGUUCCAGGGCAGAUGCUCACUAUGUGGAUUAGGCAGGCUUCCUCCCCAUACCCAAUCAAGCCACUGCAAGCAGUCAGAUUUGUGGUGGAAAUGACCCAGUCUGGCCAUUAAGAGGUGGUGUGCACAAGGCUCCCACACAGUGACGGCUGCCAUAUCGUGAUCUAAAUUGGCCUCUCUGUGGUCACAGUAAUUUGUGAAUCGGGCCUCCACAGCCGAAAUGUUGGGGCACUCUGAGGAACAAGUCCCUGCAUCUCAUCUGCUACUGUUUCAGGGGUUCUGAACAAACCUUGGGGGGGAGGGGGAGAUAGAAAGCAACUGUCUUCUGAAAGUGUUUUUCCAAGAGGAUUGAAAUGUGUCAAAUGCAGUCUAUUGGCCAUAAGAGGUUCUAGAAGAGGAGAGUUCUUAUGUGUCUGUGCCUAGCAAAAUUGCUCUUUGAAAGCAUGACCGUGAAACCACUGGCAGUGCGGAAUGUGACGUGUUAACUCAGUAUGCUAUUAGGAAAGUCUCUAUUAGCAUUCUUUGUUAAUAAAGUUGUAGACAGUGUAA
This is a messenger RNA of Podarcis muralis (Common wall lizard), 2247 nucleotides long. RefSeq names its product mitochondrial carrier 2 (gene MTCH2). Gene Ontology annotation, cellular component: membrane; mitochondrion. Gene Ontology annotation, biological process: positive regulation of apoptotic process. NCBI's taxonomy places the organism in Eukaryota, Metazoa, Chordata, Lepidosauria, Squamata, Lacertidae. The record is from RefSeq and is a predicted model, not a curated record.